Molecule: messenger RNA, 1871 nt
Organism: Seminavis robusta
Lineage: Eukaryota; Bacillariophyta; Bacillariophyceae; Naviculales; Naviculaceae
Source: the annotation of a GenBank genome assembly
UUUCGCGCCUCUUACUGGUGCUUCUUUCCCUCCAAAAGACGAAGAUACAGUACCUGAUUUAUUUAUGUUAUUGGUAUAGCACAGCAUUCAUCCAUCAACCAAGAUGACAGUCCUCUCCAAGCCAAUCGAAAUUGGCAUUGCCACUGACGACGACGACGAUGAAGAAGUCAUGAUUGUAUCAUCUCCUCGCAAAUCGAAACGACUGGAACACCAAAGCAAACAGCCAAAGUACAAAACUGGCACGGCCAUUCAGAAAUUGUUUCCCCAAGGAUGGUUUGAAGGAUAUGUGGAAUCAUUUUGGAUUGAUGACGAGUAUGAAGAUGAUGUUCGACUGUACCGGAUUGAGUACGAAGAUGGCGACGCCGAAGAUAUCGAAGAAGGAGAUAUGCCGCCGUUGGUACAAUUUGCCGAAAAAGACAUGAAGCGGCAAACCUUACGGCAGCUCCAACGAAAGACGACGGUCAAGCGAGCCGCACGAAAGCCAACGACAACGACAACGACAACGACAACGACGACGCAUCGUCCUGCCAAAAAGGCUCGUGGGGGAACCGCCAAAGGUCUUCAGACGCUCAACCCCGACUCUGGUUUGUGGACGGGUAUCUUUGGACAAGACAAGGGAGCUCUACUCCAAGAAUCGCUCGUGGAAAAGAUCCACGCCAAUCCUCCACCACCCAAAACUCUCCCCCAACCGUUGCAUGCCUGUAUUCCUCUCAUGGUAGAAUUCUGGUUGCUCUUGUGGGAACGACAAAUGAUCUUUUUGGAGGGCAAACAGACGAAUGUGCGUGUCAUGCAGAAACAUCAUUUCUGUAACAAUCAUCGCGAAAUCGACCGUGGAACGGCCUAUUUGCGGUCGCAAAUCAUGACACUCAAACAAGAGCUACAACAGCAGGAAAAGCCACUUACUAGAGCCAUUUGGCUCGAACAAGUCUUGGGAAUGGCCUACAUUUAUCGGCUCGUCAACAAACAAGAAUCCUUUGAAAGCGACCGCAAUCCCACUGGUGGCAUUCCUCGAUUGGGUGAAUGGACAAAAGAACACGAAGACUAUUGCCGGGAAAUUCAAGCCGAACGACGACGGGACAAUUCCCUCCCUAGUUUCAUGACCCGAGCCCAUCAGGCCAUUUCCUACGACGAGUACAUUCAGCUUGGACAAAAAUGUGCCAAGACGAUUCCUCCCAUUGCCAAGCAAGUCCAUGCAGCGGGCUCCAAUCUGCGCAAAAUCUGCAAUGUUCUCCAAAAGCUCGGUGGUGUGUCCAGCUUUCGCGGCUGGCAAUUGGCGUGCGAUUUGGAAGAAGCCCGGUGUUUGGGACCCGACGUGCCCGACGAUUUCACCUUGUUGGGGCCCGGUGCCCGCAAUGGUCUCCGGGAUGUCUUUGGGGACGACGUUUACAAUAGUCACAAUCUCUUGGACUUGUGUCGGCACUUGCAGAGUAGCAUGACGUAUUGUCUCCAGUUGGUCGAUUUGGAGUUUCCGCAUUGGGGCGGCCGUCCCGUCACGUUAAAGGUGAUUGAACAUGCCCUCUGCGAAUUCAACAAGUUUCAACGGUCCGAUGCCGGUGGUUUUGAUAGUUUUCGGCAUCGACACAGUCGCGCGUCGAUGGAUGACAAGCCCUGUGGGGAAUGUCAGGAGGAGACAACGGCAGAGAAUCGCGCGAGGUGUGAUACUUGCUUUUUGAUUGUAUGCCAACAGUGCCAAAAGGAUCAAUUCCAUUCGAUUCGGUCGGCCGAAGAGGACAGACAUGGUCGAAACUGUUGCCUUGCGUGCCAUGAGAUUGAUGAAUUGACGUUUGAUGAUUAAACAAUCGAUGUUUCCCAAGAAGCUAACUGUUAGCUAAGUAUAUAUAUAUAUAUAUAAUGAAGUAGUAUGUUUUGCC